Molecule: messenger RNA, 615 nt
Organism: Panicum virgatum (switchgrass)
Lineage: Eukaryota; Viridiplantae; Streptophyta; Magnoliopsida; Poales; Poaceae
Product: BTB/POZ and MATH domain-containing protein 2-like
Exons: 1
Coding region: 1-615 (204 amino acids)
Biological process (GO): protein ubiquitination
Molecular function (GO): protein binding
Source: RefSeq, a predicted model, not a curated record
AUGACGAGGGGCGAGCUCGCGGCGUCGCCGUACCUCCGCGGCGACCGCCUCACCGUUGAGUGCUUCCUCGACGUCGUGCGGGGGGCGCGGCUCCAGCCGACCGCGGCGUCUCCGGAGACCGUCGAGCCUCCGCCGCCCGACCUGCGGGAGCACCUCGGCGCGCUGCUGCGGACGCAGGUGGGGGCCGACGUCGCCUUCACUGUGCAGGGAGAAACGUUCCGCGCGCACCGGGCCGUGCUCGCGGCGCAGUCGCCGGUGAUCAAGGCCGAGCUCUCCGGGUCGCCUCCGCCGACGAAGGAGGAGGACGCAGGUGAGGCGGUGGCCGUCGACGGCAUGACGCCUCUGGUGUUCAGGACCCUGCUCCACUUCAUCUACACCGACGCGUUGCCUGGCCUGGUCGAUCUUGGUAGGGAGGAGUACCGAGAACUAGUGGGGGAUCUUCUCGCGGCGGCGGAUCGGUACGCCAUGUGUAGGCUGAAGCAGAUAUGCAAGGUCAUCCUGCAGGAAGAACUUGAUGCGAAGACCGUGGCAGCUGCGCUGGAUUCUACUGGUCAUAGCCGCCAUUGCCAGGCUCUUGGAGACGGUUGUGUUCAGUUCAUGCCGUCGUCUGGAUAG